AACAGUUAAGAGAAUUAGCGCCGACUAAUGUUAGUGUUUAUGUGUAGUCAGCACAUAAGAAAGAAUCAAGAUAACGCAAAUGUUACCGUUUGGGUCUUCUACUGUUUACAGAACAAUAAUCGGUUAUAUUUUACCCGAAAAGAAGGCUACACGGGCGGAAGAUGCUGAUUCUGAGAGCGAGGAGGAAGUACAACCGGAGUUUUUGGAUAUGGAAGAAAUGGAAAGCAUUAACUCUGGAGGACAUUUGCUUGAUUCAACCAUACCUACACGAAACGAAGUUGAGUUCCUGGAAAUUAAGUCUGGUAAGAAAUGUAGAGUGGACGGCCGGUUUUGUCUGAAGGACCCAUGGUGGGAGGCUACAUGUAAAACUCGCAAGGCCAGGGCCAAGCUGGUGCUUCAGGGCUACCCUGCCUACCGCCUCCGCUCAGACCUGAAAGGGGACCGAGGCCGCUCCGUCCUGUUUCUGUUCCUCACAGCCUGCGGUGUGGACCCGACGUUUCUCUCCAUGUUCUCCGACUGGCUGCAGACGGACAGGGAGGUGGGGUUUGCUAGCCUGAUGUCGGUGCUGAAUGAGUUUGAGGGGGAGGAGCUUCACAAAGCGGCGGCGCAACAGAUUAAAGCUCUGGUCAGGCAUUCAGUCGCAGGGAAGCGUGUGGAAGCUGCUUCCCUCUAUCCCUGUGUGAUGAAAUACCUCCCGUCACUGCUGCCUGGGCACUUCUCUGGGCUACUGGGUGGAGGCAAGAGCAUGAACAAAAGACCUGUAGCACAGUCUACACAGGCUAGACCUUCGGCACAUGCCCCCACACAGCUAGAUGAAGAUGAUGAUGAUGAUGAUGACGAAGAGGAGGAGGACAUGAAUCUCAAUUUACUGGCCAAACUGGAGGGGAUUAUCGCCACUGAUGUCUGGAAGCUGGGCUUUAACCAUGUCAUGUACAAAGAGUUGAAGUUAGUCCAUUGCGAGGCUCAGCUACGAUCCUUCCAGGAGUGUGAACUCUUCCAGCAGAUCCCUCUUAAGCAGCGUUAUGCCCUGCUGGUCUAUGAUGCUUUAAAGAGCCACUGCCACAGGACAGGCAGUACCUACAUGGAGCUCCAAGUCCUGUGUGAGAAGGUCAGGUGGAAGAGUCCUUUCCUUGGAGAGGAGGAGGUGUGGGACGCUGUCCACUUCAUGAAAGAGUUGGGUGUAGUUGUCUGCGAGCGCAGAAGGGUGGCGCUGCAGAACCUGCACUCCUAUGAGGCCGGGAUAGCCAGGUGUCUGCGUUACCUGGUGGAGGCUGAACCCUGGGUUAUACCGAUGGACGCCACCCAAGUCCUGAGCGCCGCCGCACGCCAGAGGCUGAGUAGGAAGGCCGGCGCGGAGGAGAGCGGCGGUAGAGGUGAGCCGGACUCGGUCGCCGCGGCAGAGUUAUACCCCGCCGGCGCUGCCGGCGGAUCCUCUGCCUUCGCUCCAGCCGGGCCCGACCCUUCUCACGCCCACCACGACCUCUGCCAAGCACCCGCGGACCCGGCCGACCGGCGAGCCCCUCCGCAGGUUGCGCUGGACCCGGACCAGGUGCGUGCUGUGGAGAUGAUCUGCUCCAAUCCGGUAACGGUGAUCAGCGGUAAGGGGGGCUGCGGUAAGACCACGGUGGUGAGCCUGGUGUUCAGGGCUGCCAUGCAGCAGCGGGAGAUGGACGAGGAGGUCAGCAAGGCAUGCUGGGACUUUCAGAACGACUCCAGCGGUUCUGAGGGCUGGGGGCAGGGCGGCCUCCUCUCUCCAACAGAAGGGGAGGUGAAGGAGGAGGGCGGCGCGAGGAGGUCGUCCGUUUUACGGGGGGAGGAUGAGGUCUUGCUCACGGCGCCGACCGGGAGAGCCGCCUCUCUUCUCACCAAGAAGACCUUCAAGGCUUACACCCUGCACCAGGUGCUGUGGAGUUUCAUGCUCGCCAAGAAGGAUGGGAACGGAGCUCCGGAAGACUGGAAGUUUGCCCGCGUGCGUGUGCUGGUGGUGGAUGAGGGCAGUCUGGUGUCUGUCCAGCUUCUCCACUCCGUCCUCACGAUGCUCACUCAACACGCGCAGCUCAGCAAGUUCAUCAUCCUGGGUGAUGUCCGUCAGCUGCCCAGCAUCCAGCCCGGCAACACACUGCAUGACCUCUUCCACAGUCUCGCCUCAGCACACUGGGCUAUAGAGAUGAGGACCAAUCACAGAGCAGAGUCUCAGCUCAUCGUGGAUAACGCUGGAUUAAUUUCCGAGAUGGGUAUGAAGAACUGUUCAUUCAGACCGCUCAACUAUGAUGCCGUUUUGGAUCUCCAUGGCAAAUGCACCAUUCCCUCUGAAGACAAGAGAUUCAUCCUCAUCUUGCUGCCUAGAGCUGAUGACUCCAUGACCUGGAACCUCCAGAAGGCUAUUGAAAUACUAUUGAAAGCUGACCCAGCACUGAAGAAUGACACCAUGUCACAGUUCAUCGCAUUUAGAAGGAAAGAGUGUGCCCUGAUCAAUGAACUGUGCUGCAAGCACUACAGCAAUCACUGCAUAAAAAACGCCAAGAACAGACUAGACUUCCGCCGUGGGGAUAAAGUCUGCUGUACGAAGAACGGCUACGUCACUGACUUAAACAAGCAGGGCUCACCUGAAGACGAGGACUUGGAGAGCAGCUGUGUGCCUGACAGAGCUGCGGUUCGGCAGGGACUAGCGGCACAUGACAGAGGGAGAGAGAACGAGCCCACACCGAGUAAUAAAUGUGGCGACAAAAAGAAAAUCAAAGAGAAGGAUAAAGAACGCCUGUGUAACGGAGAGAUAUUCUUCAUAAAAGAUGACGUGACACGAGUGGAGGAGGGCUCAAAACGGCGCCGGCAGAACAGGUACCUCACUCUGGAUGAUCGUGACGGCCGGACGCUGUGUGUGUCCUUCAGGGAGCUGCAGAAAGAGUGUCGACUGCAACACGCCUGGGCCAGGACUAUACACACCUUCCAGGGGUCAGAGACGGAGACCGUGGUGUACGUGCUGGGCAACGGCAGCGUUCAGACGUGGAAACACGUGUACACGGCCGUGACGCGGGGACAAAAGCGUGUGUACAUCAUAGCCGAGCGGGAGGGCAUGGCCGCGGCCGUCAAGAGGCGCAUCGUCCCACGCAACACACGGCUGGGGGCCAUGGUCAAAGAGCUCCUCUCCCAGCCCGACGGCAGCCAACCUCAGCCGGGCACGCCCCUCAGGCCGACCCCAGGCUUCAGGCCUACACAGUCCACGCCUCAGGCUUCGCAUACACCGGGCCGCUUCUUCGCAGACGCCCCAGAGAGCCCCUGCCGACCCCCAAAUGAAGCGUCCCGGGCCCCCUCCACGCCUGUCGUGGAGGCCCCGCUCGAUGGGGGUCAUGUCCAGCCGCGGUCUAAACCUGUCUUGCCCAGACAGCUGUGGAAGAAGGAUCCAUCCCCGGGCCCCAAAGCAGAUGCCCCAGGCACUUCCCUGAUGGAGGACAUCACUUUCAGUGAGACGUAUAGCUGGUCGCCAAUGAACAGCAGUGAAGAGCCCUCUCAGGAGCAACCCGGUGGGGUCUUUGAGGAGCCGGGGACCGGGGAGGAGGACCGUGGCGGCGCGGUGCCGGAUGGACUGAUGGACGGUGCUUCAGCUGCUGCGUUUGGGUCUGACUGGUCCCCAUACAAGAGGAUGCCCAGUCUCGAGGGUUUGGAGCUGGAUGCAACGCCGUCUAAAUGUCAGAAGAUGGAGCCAUUGGACUCACCGCUUGGAUGUUCCGUCUUGCAACAGCUCUCCCUCCGCUCACCCAACCAUACUCUCCGUGGCAAACGGCUCUUCCAAAAUCCCCCCGAUGAGAUGGAUUGAACCCCCCCCCCCCUGCAGAAACCUGUUUACAUUCCUUGUCUUUGUUAGGGUACUAACUUUUAAACUGUACUGUGUAUCGGUCACCAUACACAUUUAAAUUUGGCGCACAUGCUCAGGAAUCGAGUGUGGCGGUGCACCAUUGGUGGAAGACCAGAUUUUAGCUUUGUCCUUGUUAUUUGUCAAGUAGCCUAAAUGUUUUGCUCCAUUUUCGUGCCUAUGGAAGACAACCCUGUGGAGAUUUUCUUUUUAGUGAAUCAUGUUUUACAUGCUGCAGAAUUGUGCCGUGUGUCAUGUGAUUGCCCUGGUGCAGAGGUGACGUUGCAGUGGAGGCAGAUGGAUUAUAAGGCCAGGAUUCCAUCUGAUCACGCUUGUACACAGUGCCACCUCUGGCCAAACUGACGCGUUUGCGCAGGUGUCAGUUUAAUUCCUCUGAACGGCGGGUGGGAUGCAGCACAGGUUCAGAUUCAAUAAUGUCCUAAUUCACCUUGUUGCGGACCAUCAGCUGCAGUGUGGACAACGGAAAAUCCUCUUGGCUGUUUUUUAUUUUUUUUCCACUCUGUAUAUAUUUUUUUUAUUGUUUCUCUUUUCUCGGCCAUACAAAGGUUCACAGCUGUAGGAAUUCCCAAAGUUAUACAUAGACGAUAAAUAUCAUGCUACCAAAGUAUUAAAUUUGUACAAAAAUACUUUACAGUUCGUAAUACCUGUCCAUUAGAAAUAAAAAUACAAUUCUU
Molecule: messenger RNA, 4545 nt
Organism: Esox lucius (northern pike)
Lineage: Eukaryota; Metazoa; Chordata; Actinopteri; Esociformes; Esocidae
Gene: helb
Product: helicase (DNA) B
Exons: 14
Coding region: 80-3814 (1244 amino acids)
Source: RefSeq, a predicted model, not a curated record